AUGAGAGAAAUCGUUCAUAUGCAAACUGGUCAAUGUGGUAACCAGAUCGGAGCUAAGUUCUGGGAAGUAAUCUCUGAUGAACAUGGUAUCGACCCAACUGGAACUUACCACGGUGAUUCUGAUCUUCAGUUGGAGAGAAUCAACGUUUAUUAUAAUGAAGCUACAGGAGGAAAAUAUGUUCCCAGAGCUGUUCUCGUCGAUCUGGAACCUGGUACCAUGGAUUCUGUACGAUCAGGACCUUUUGGUCAGAUCUUUCGUCCAGAUAAUUUUGUCUUUGGUCAGAGUGGUGCUGGCAAUAACUGGGCUAAAGGUCAUUAUACAGAAGGUGCCGAGUUGGUUGAUUCAGUUCUGGAUGUGAUGGAAUUUACGGAAGCUGAAUCUAACAUGAAUGAUCUGGUAUCUGAAUAUCAACAAUACCAGGAUGCUACAGCUGAAGAGGAAGGAGAAUUUGAUGAAGAAGAAGGCGAAGAAGAAGGUUAAAUAUCAGAUAGAGAAAUCUAAAUAAAGUAUUAUAAAUUGUUUUAAUUAUUGUUAUAUAUUUAUU
Molecule: messenger RNA, 544 nt
Organism: Patella vulgata (common limpet)
Lineage: Eukaryota; Metazoa; Mollusca; Gastropoda; Patellidae
Product: tubulin beta chain-like
Exons: 3
Coding region: 1-480 (159 amino acids)
Biological process (GO): mitotic cell cycle; microtubule cytoskeleton organization
Cellular component (GO): microtubule; cytoplasm
Molecular function (GO): GTPase activity; GTP binding; structural constituent of cytoskeleton
Source: RefSeq, a predicted model, not a curated record